AUGGCCAAAACAACAUCGAAGAAGAUCAACACCUUGGUGCUCGUGAUAACAACCUUCACGGUUCUCUUGGGCUGCUGCUCGACGACAAUCUACAAAGUGGGAGACUCCGAUGGAUGGACUGCCAAGGAAGACGUCUACAACGAGUGGGCCGAGCGUAAGGAGUUCCAUGUAGGAGAUUCUCUGGUCUUUGAAUACGAUCGCAACUUGAAUGACGUCACUCAUGUCUCAGGCGCCUUGGAAUAUGAAUUUUGCGACUCUUCUUCUCCUAAAGCCGUCUACAAGACAGGACACGAUGUGGUAACCCUCACGGAACCAGGUUUUUACUAUUUCAUCACCUCAAAUCAUGCUCAAUGCAAAUCGGGACAAAGACUCGACAUUCUUGUCGUCCAUGAUCCUUCACGUCCGAUUCCUCCACCACCACCGAGCAAGAUCCUACCUUUUGGAAAGAUGUACAAGGUCGGUGACUCAAAAGGAUGGAGGGUGGUUUAUGACAGUGACUUCUAUUAUAAGUGGAGUAUUGAGAAACAGUUUCAUGUUGGUGACAGUCUUCUUUUCGAAUACGGAAACGAAGUCAAUGAUGUUUUAGAAAUCAGCGGUGAUCUUGAGUUCAAAUUCUGCGACCCGACUUCUCCUAUAGCCGUUCACAAGACAGGACAAGAUCUAGUCAAGCUCACCAAACCAGGAGUCCAUUAUUUCAUCAGCUCAGAGACAGGUCACUGCGAGGCUGGCCUUAAGCUACGAGUAGUGGUCGCACCUGAAGUGCCCAAUGUUCCCAAGUUGUCACUUAUUCAACGUUUCAUAAGGUGGUUACGCAGUUUCAGGGCUCAUCACUAA
Messenger RNA from Eutrema salsugineum, 834 nucleotides. RefSeq lists its product as uncharacterized. The transcript is spliced from 2 exons. Gene Ontology annotation, cellular component: plasma membrane. Gene Ontology annotation, molecular function: electron transfer activity. The coding region runs from base 1 to 834 and encodes 277 amino acids. The record is from RefSeq and is a predicted model, not a curated record. NCBI's taxonomy places the organism in Eukaryota, Viridiplantae, Streptophyta, Magnoliopsida, Brassicales, Brassicaceae.